CUUAAACACAAUAUCCUUAAUUUCUCAGUUAGAUGAAGAGAAGAAAGAAGAAGUUUUAAGAAGGUAACAUUUGUAUGUCAUUCUUGAUACCGUUCUUAUAUACGGUCUAUGCUUGGUACAGAAGACAAAGUUCUUUUUUACGUUAAAUAAAAGAAUGAAUGUUUCACAAAUGUAAUUUUUUUUAAUGUGACAUAACAUAUGACACAAUAUAACUAAGUAAAGUGUAUUCAAUUCAAUUCAGUUUAUUUUAUACAUAGCCCAACAUCACAAAUUAGGAAUGUGCCUCAGGGGGCGUGACAACCUGUACACAUACGACAUCCCUGACCUUUGACCUUUCAUCGGAUCAGGAAAAACUCCCAUGAAAUAGUUUUUAAAAAAAACUUUUACGGGGAAUAAAGUGAAGAACCCUUUAGGAGAGCAACGAGGAGGGAUCCCUCUGCAGGAUGGUGGAAGAAUAGAAGUCGAGCUAUAACUAUUGUAUCAAACAGACGUCAUGCAUCACAACUUUGCCACUGAGCUUUCACUGAAAGAGAAAAAAACUGUCAGCAAAGUUAAUGACGUGCGAGGAGGCGCCCUCAAAGGAUGUGAAAGUGUAACAUGAGCCAGCCAGUAAAUCUCAAGUUUUUACGAGACGCCCCAAAAGCCCCAUCAUCAUCAGCCCAGAUGUGUGUGUGUGUGUCCGAUAAGCCACACCCAUGACCGAUAAAAGGCUCUGGGUUGCACCGAGCGGCAGCCGUUGGAUCUCGACUUUGAACCGACAACGCUGACAAAGACAGAAACUAUGGAAGGAGGCCAGACCAGCGCCGCGGCUCCAUCCUACAUCGCGUGGUCCAUCUUUAACACCUUCUGCUGCUGUCUGCCUCUUGGGAUCGCUGCCAUCGUCUUCUCCUGUCAGGCACAAAAUGCUAACGCUCUCGGGAAAUCAGCCGAAGCCAUGGACGCGUCGAGGACAGCCAAGAUCCUUAAUGUCGUCGCACUUGUUAUCGGGGUCAUUUUCAUCAUCAUAUUCAUCGCUCUCAAAGCCACCUACUUGAAGUGAGGACAACGUGCCCGCGCUGGAGUCUCAGAAAAGCUCUUGUUAUCGUGAGCUCCCCCCCCCCCGACCCCACCCCGCCCGACUCCACCCCCUCCUCCCGACAAACGACCACUAGAUAGAAAACAGAUGUCCCAUUUGUGUGUGUGCGCAUGAACAAGAUGUUCAAUUGUGUUUGUGUAUCACUUAUAAAACCUCACAGGAAUGCUACGUGUAUACACUGCUUGUGGUGGCGAUAGCCAAAUUAAAGAUGAUUUGUAUCACU
Pseudoliparis swirei is the source of this 1298-nucleotide messenger RNA. Its product is annotated as interferon-induced transmembrane protein 1-like. Gene Ontology annotation, cellular component: membrane. The record is from RefSeq and is a predicted model, not a curated record. The transcript has 2 exons. The coding region runs from base 782 to 1039 and encodes 85 amino acids. NCBI's taxonomy places the organism in Eukaryota, Metazoa, Chordata, Actinopteri, Perciformes, Liparidae.